Molecule: messenger RNA, 1700 nt
Organism: Mollisia scopiformis
Lineage: Eukaryota; Fungi; Ascomycota; Leotiomycetes; Helotiales; Mollisiaceae
Exons: 2
Coding region: 160-1584 (474 amino acids)
Molecular function (GO): protein binding
Source: RefSeq, a predicted model, not a curated record
CUCGCGUAUUCGGGGAACAUCAUCACUCCGCUCCUGGAGCGAGUCCGCUGGCCAAUCAAAUAGAGAAUGCAAACAAUGUGUUCGAGAUGAGACUUCGUGAAUUGAAGGUCAUAUCAAAAAAUUCUCAGAAGAAUUCAAAUCACUCGGAAGCUAUUCACAAUGAACUUGACCGAACAAGCUCAAAUAUUACACCAGAACUAUAUUCGUACCGGAUCGAAGCCAGCAUUGGAAUCUGCGGUCAAAUUAACACAGAAGGCCGUAGAUACGACACAUCCAGCGGAUCCGGACCUUACGGAAGCAUUAUUCCAGCUGUCUAUCCUGCUUGGAUUGAGAUAUGAACUUACGAAGAAUGCCGAUGACGCGAGAAUGGCAGUAGAUGCCGCUGAGAAGGCUGUUGAUGCUGCCCCGUUGAGUCAACUAGAACGCGCGGCUCUCUUCAGCAACCUGGCGACCCGACUUUCUAGGAAAUUUGAGCUUACGAGAUGUAUCAACGACAUUGAUCGGGCCAUCGAGCUGUCUGAGACAGUGAAAGAUGAGACGCCGCCUGGUGACUCGAGACGAGCUAUGCGCUUGAAUAACCUUUCAAAUUUUCUUGAGAUGCGAUUCCAACAGACGCUCGUGGAGGACGACAUAAAUCGUGCUGUACGGACUACAAACUUGGCACUUGAUGCGAUAGUCGACGAUACGGAUCGAGCCCCGAUACUAAACACUAAAUCAACAAUGCUCAGGUCGCGCUUCGAAAAACUAGGGAAUGUGGAAGAUUUCAGCAAAGCCGUUAGAUCUGCCAAGGAAGCUGUUUUUCUCACUCCUCCUGGAGAUUCAAAAAGGACUCUCAGAUUGCAUAAUCUCCGAGCACUCCUAGAUCAUCCAAUUUCAGUUCCCAUGAAUGUCAAAAACAUCAGUGAGCUCAUAGACGUCGCUAGAGUAAGAGUUGAGGUCACGCCAAUCAUGCAGACCAACAGAGCAACUGCACUGAAGCCUCUCAGAGAUCUCUUGGUGUUACGCCACGAGCAACAACGGUCAAUCGGUGACUUGGACGAGGCCAUCGAAGCUACUAAAUGUGCACUUGACAUGACUUCUGACGACGCAGAUGCCGUAUACAUAAUGAACGACCUGGGAUCCCUCCUUGGCCUCCGAUUUCAAGAGCUGAAGCAGCUGAGAGAUAUAAAUGAAGCUGUACGGCUUACCGAAAUGGCCGUGGGUACCCCUCAUCCCGACUUUACGGUUUUGCCUUUCUGGCUGAAAGACUUGGGGACCUGGCUUGCCCUUAGAUCUGAACACAUUGGAUCAGAAGCUGAUCUUGACCGAGCUAUUGUGGUUUUUGAAAUGGCUUUAGGCAUGACUAGCAACGACUUUCCAGAUCAAGUCGAACUCCUAGGGUCACUGGGAUCUUGGCUUGAGACUCGAUUUGAUAAGACUGCCAAUAUGCCCGACAUCAAUCGCGCUCUUGAGGUCUGUGAGAUUGCUUUCGAUGCCACGUCUUUAGAUCACCCCGAAAGAGAGAAUCUGCUCAUUCUACGAAGUAGGCUUCUCCAACGAGUGGAAGAAAAAGCUAGAGUUGUAUGGGAAGUGUCGAGCGAGUAGAAAGUGUCGCCAUUGAGCGCGUCAGCACAUGACUUCUUGAGUCGCUUUCAGCUCUUUUGCCAAAAGUAAUUUGGCUGUAUUCCAUAGUGCCUCGUGUGACCUUCAGCGCAAGCACA